Molecule: messenger RNA, 312 nt
Organism: Acaulospora morrowiae
Lineage: Eukaryota; Fungi; Glomeromycota; Glomeromycetes; Diversisporales; Acaulosporaceae
Source: the annotation of a GenBank genome assembly
AAUCCGUCCGACCAACCAGUGUUCGCUACUGCAUUGUUGAGAACGGGCGAGGCUAAGGAUGCAUUGGCAGAAGUACAAAAACGACAUAAUGAUAUCAGACAAAUCGAGCAAACUAUCUCGGAAUUAGCCGAUUUAUUUAAGGAGAUGAGUCUGCAGGUUGAAAUUCAAGAUCAGGCUUUGACUGACAUUGAAAGCCAAGUUCAGGACACUAGAGUGAAGAUAGAACAAUCCAACCAACAAUUAGGAGAAGCAACUCGGCUUGCUUUUAGUGCCAGGAGGAAGAAAUGGUAUUGCUUUGGUAUUUCAGUAGUG